This is a messenger RNA of Notothenia coriiceps (black rockcod), 1387 nucleotides long. RefSeq names its product codanin-1-like. The transcript is spliced from 4 exons. NCBI's taxonomy places the organism in Eukaryota, Metazoa, Chordata, Actinopteri, Perciformes, Nototheniidae. The record is from RefSeq and is a predicted model, not a curated record. Bases 61 to 543 code for a protein of 160 amino acids.
UACAACCAUGACACUUGUUCUCUUCUCUUCACUCAGUUCUCAACAGUGGUGUCAGAGCAGAUGCUUCUUAACUGUACUGUCCUCCUGGGCUGCAAACUGGUGUCUGCAGAGCUGCCUGUACUCUCUCCCUCUGAGUGUGGCGGAGGUGAUGGGGUCGUUGUGGUUGCUGGUUCAGGGUCAGAGCCUCCUGUCCGAGCUCUGCUGGAGCAGCUAGCUGAGCUGUGGGAAAGAGACUGCUGUUCCGCCGCCCCGCUCCACCUGCUCUUCACCCCGCUCACUGUCACUGCUGUGCUAAAGGCCAGCGACACUGAGUGGAACAACUACCUGUUCCUGGUUAGAGAGCUGGUGGACAGAGGAGCCUUGAGGGACGAAGAGGUCGUAUCUCAUUGGAAGAAGUUAACAAACUUGGCCUUGCCAGCGGAGCUGAUAGAGAAUUUUCAGCUGCGGUCACAGAGCAUUAAACCCUUGUUGCCUCUGGCUCAGCUGCAGAGCCACAUGGAGAUGCUGCAGGUCUCACAACAGACAGUAGAGGGCGCUACAUGACAACAGUCUCACAACUCGGCAUCUUUUCUGUGAUCGCCACAGUGCUCCAUGUCACAUCUGUCAAAGUGUUUUUCAAGACAGAUCUGGGUAACUCUUUGUUGUUGACCAGUUUUUGAUUUCGCCACUGCUGUGCAUCAAAGCUGUUCCACAGUCAGCCUCUGCACAGUCUUUGCAAGCCCCUGACUUUUGUUCUCCACCUGUGAAGUGACAGCAGCCUUUCAUGAAUCCCUGUGCUCUUUUGCAAAGCUGCCUGUGAGAACCAGAAAGCCCUACCAGUCAGAAAGUAGCCAGAGGCCCACACCACCUCACUCCUUAAGAUCUGUUGAACUUUCCUGCAAGCAAACAUGGUAGAUUGUGUCCGAAGGGAAAUACUGGUACAUUUCAAACAGCCAAUACCUUUGCACAGAAUUGGCAAAGACAGAAGAGGGGUCAUCCUCUAACUUAUUAGGAUUCAAACUAAGAAACUGUCACUUAAAGACUGAAACAUUUUCUCCAAAUUUUAAACUUUCAACCAGACAAGCCAUAGUUUGUAAAGACACAUUUGUUACUACAAUGGAUUUUAAAAAUGUGAUUUUUUUUCUUUGGUGGUUUUUGAAUUCACCUGAUAAAAUAAAAUGUCUUAAUCAUUUUAGAAUAGCACUUUCACACACUGCCUUUGACCGCCACUACUAGUGACUGCAGGUUUAUUUCAUGAAUGCGAGACUGCGUUUGUGAUUGUUUUUAGUUCAUGUUGAACCAGUGUUGUAUGCAUUGUUUGCUGCUUUUAAAUUGAAAUAUCUUUUUUACGUUACCUAGAUAUUAAUAAUAAAGAAGUAUUCUGCGUUAAAUGGUUGUGUGCUUUUAU